AAUGCAAAAUUUUUCGAUCUCAAAUUUCCAAAACUUCGACCAUCAAGAGGGAUUUCGAUUGUUCUUUGCGAAAAGAGUACCUAAACAAUUAUCGAACUUACCGAUUUCCUCGACAUAUGCCUGCUUCUAGAACCUCGUCACUUCCUUUCCGUAACGACGGAAAAAGCGCAGUUGUGGCGACGUGAUUGUUCUCAGUGUGCGAGAUUUGAUGGCGUCUGUGAGGAAAAUUGAAGCAUCGGGGAGAUAAGACGAUCUGGAAUCUUGCACCAGUUAUCUUGUUUGACCUACAACAUAUCCGUAGAUUUGAGAUGAACUCCGAAUUCGUACUUUCUCCAACUGGCUUGAGAAGUCCUGAACGCUACAUUGCAAUCCAUGAGUUUCAGACAACAAGAGAUGAUGAAAUAGAUCUACAAAAGGGUGACGUUGUUCUGGUGGUGAAAAAGUAUCAAGAUGGCUGGUUCAGGGGCGUUAGAUGCCGAGGCUACCAGGUUGGCUGCUUUCCUGGUAACUUUGUAGCCAUAGAUGCAUCGCCUGGUGAAUGCAAUAGAUCUCCGUUUUCAUUCGAAACUCCACCACCACUCCCCGGAAAGCAAGUGCGCACAGCUCGACUUAUAGAUCUUGAUGAUAAACCCCAGGUGGCCAAGCCAUGUCCACUAUCUCCUGUAGAGGGAGGUCUUCCGCCUGAGCUCCCAGCGAAACACAGGGAUCGGUGGUCAACUAGCUUCCAAUCAGACCUAAACCACAAUAGCAGCAUUGAGCUGGAAAAUGAGAAUGGAAUAAGGAACGAGGAAUCACAGAGUUAUGACCAUAAUUCGCCGAAUAGUAAAUUAGACGAGCAGUGUGCUUCGACCAGUCAGGAGUCUAUUGAGAAGGCCGAAUUCAUGAAUUUUGGGAAGGGGAUUAAGAGGAAUGACGAGCACAGGAAUAGCACAGUAGGGGCAUCGUCGUUUAUGGGAUUACAAUUGUUACAAAGCAAAGACAGCUCAGAAGAUACAGCUGAGAAGAGAAGAACCAGAGCAGCAGAGGAAUUGUUGACUUCAGAGAUGUCAUAUUUUAGCGGCCUCAAUAUGCUGAUUUCGAAUUACCUUAGUCCAUUGAGGGAGAGCCAUAUUAUAUCAGAUGACGACAUUAAAAGAAUAUUUUCCAAUGUAGAGUCUUUAGCGUUCAUCAGUAAAGAGAUGGUUAGCAAGCUUCAGUCGCGACUGGCCAAAUGGGACGUCAACACGACAAUUAUCGGUGACGUCCUCCUAGAAAUGUUUUCCUAUCUCAAGCUUUUUGAGCCUUACUUCAACUCUAGAAACAAAGGAAACGAGGUCAAAGCCAAGCUGGAGAAGAACAACGAGAAAUUCCGAUUAAUAUCAACACGGACAAUAAACGGACAAACUUUGAACUCGCUCCUUCUUAUGCCAAUUCAGAGAAUACCUCGAUACGAACUUCUAUUGAAGGAACUUGUCAAGCGUACAGAUGAGAGCCAUCCAGAUUAUGGGAACCUCAAAGAAGCUCAGGCAAAAGCACAAAAGGCAGCAGCAGAGCUCAAUGAACAUAUUCGCAGAAUCGAGAACGAGUCUAAAAUUAUCGAGGUGAUGAAAAGUUUCCCCAAUGAUGAACUGAACUUGAUUCAUGCUGCAAAUACACACGUAAGAACAACAGGGACCGCAAGAAUAAAGAAACAGGAACGACAGCAGAUGGCCACGCUGUCCAGAAAAAUUAAACGAAUGUCACUUCCUCUAGCGAGUUCAAUUGAGACGUCGCCUCACUUGCCCCGAUCGGCUACGGCAUCCCCGAUACCUGGGGUUAGAGAACGAGACAACAGUGAUAGCGAUAGUGACUCCGAAUCCCCGGGAUCCACCGGGGAUACAUUUAGCACAAGCGUAUUCCUAUACGAGGGAGCAGUCGAGCGCGUGACUCGUAAAGCCACAGGAAGCAGUGAGGGCGGCAUGGUGCACGAGACAGUGGAAAGAUAUUUGUUUCUGUUCGACAACGUUCUUCUCGUCUCUGCGGCUUCAGAUAACGUAUUAACCGGCAAGCGCACCUUUAAACUCAAGAACGACCACCCCCUCAACCAGUCAUGGGUGGCAAGUCCCUUGGCGUACUACACCAACCCUCCUGAAACAAUGUUUCUGUUCGGCACUCCGCUUCAUGUCUACAAAUUCCUGGCCGCAUCCGUACGAGAAAAAGAGACCUGGGAACGAGAGCUUAAGAAAGCUAUUGACAAGGAAAAGGAACAGUUGGUGCGCGCCUUUCAGGCAUUACCACUGCCCAACCAGCGGUUUACUGCUGUCACACUCGAAGCUAAAAUCGACUACAACAAAACGGUGGAUGUAGAGCUAAACCUCAGACAAGGCGAGGAAGUACUCGUCGUGGGAUUCAAACCGGAGGAGGGACCCUGGAGAAGUUGGCAGCCGGGACUUUACCCUGAUGGGUUUUUUGAUUUAUCACUAGAAUGGUGGCCAGGUAUACAGAAAGGGAAAUUUGGCUGGUUUCCAGCACAGUGUGUCGCAGGACCCGAGACGUGGACUCUGUCGCCCACAGAUGAUGAUAUUCACCCGAUACCAACGGCUGUUGCCUUGAACCAGAUCCAGAACACAAUGAGGAUGUGGACUGGGAGCCACCCGUCGGCAGUUGACGACGUUAAAGUUGUCAAGAUUUAUCGGCCGGACAAAACGUUCAAGACGUGUAAAGUAGAAAGCGAUUACCAGAUCAAGGAUGUUUUAAGACAAUAUUCAAGGCACAAGAGUUUCUGUGGGGCUGACAUUGAUGUAGAUAACUUAGAACUGUGGGAGGAGUCUUUAGACGGAUCAGUUCAUCAUCUUCUCCCACAAGAUACAACAUUAGGAGCAGCAAUGGGAGUCUGGGGAAAAUACAAAAUAAACAUGAAGUUUGUCAUUCGAGUAAAGGGAGAAACUCGUGCCGGCUCGAAAACUAUUCUAGAUAUGUGAUGAGAUGCCUUAAGUUUUAUAAUUUAAAUGGUACGUUUUGUAAAUUUUAAAAUGAAUUAAGUAAUUUUUACAAAUGAAACCCUAAACUCGAACUUCUGCAAUUUUCGAUAUAAAACAGACUCUUGCAACAAUUUUCAACUGCCGUUUGUCACUUGAAAAUCACAGAGUUUGCCGAAGGUUAGAAGUGCAGGUUCAUUCAGGGUGGUCAGUACCCUUAAACAGCCUCUGCCAGCCGCCAUUUUGUCAUCCUAGCAAAGUACAAAGUGGAAAAAGCAUCCAUUUCCAUCGGUGGAUUUGGGGAAGCCAGUGCGAUAUUUCCGAUUGAAGUUGGUAAACAAGGUUUCAGACUUUAUUUUUAGAUAGUUAUUUCGAGAUUUUAUAGUACAUUAUGUGACUUCCAAUAUUAAAUAAAAACAAUAACAAAGGUGUGGCUGACAAGGGUACUUUAGGGAGUUCUUGAAUUUAACCUUGUUGAUGAGUGAACUGUGCAUGAUGCUGUGUAUCUGCCCUUCUGUACACUCAAACAAAUUUAUGUUUGCUAGCCUGAGCAUUUCUUUGUUUUAUCUAUCUUAUUUCUGUUAUUUGAAGAGGAUGGAUAAAUAAUAAUUAUUUGUAAAUAGCAUUUCAAAAAUUUUUGACAAAAAAUAGACUCUUAUUUUACAAAUCACUUAGACUACAUUCAUACUUUUAAAAUGUUGUAUUAUAAGAGGAUCUGACAUUUGUAAUGUUAUGAUACGAUUAUUAUAUGAAAUAUAAAUUCUACCAUUGCAAGAGGAA
Messenger RNA from Nematostella vectensis (starlet sea anemone), 3716 nucleotides. RefSeq names its product intersectin-2. The transcript is spliced from 34 exons. The record is from RefSeq and is a predicted model, not a curated record. Gene Ontology annotation, cellular component: cytoplasm. Gene Ontology annotation, molecular function: protein binding; guanyl-nucleotide exchange factor activity. Bases 309 to 2939 code for a protein of 876 amino acids. Gene Ontology annotation, biological process: intracellular signal transduction. NCBI's taxonomy places the organism in Eukaryota, Metazoa, Cnidaria, Anthozoa, Actiniaria, Edwardsiidae.